Messenger RNA from Callorhinus ursinus (northern fur seal), 594 nucleotides. Lineage: Eukaryota; Metazoa; Chordata; Mammalia; Carnivora; Otariidae. The record is from RefSeq and is a predicted model, not a curated record.
AUGGCUAUCUCAGAACGUGGCAAGCAAGGCGGCAAGGCUCGUGCCAAGGCCAAGACGCGCUCGUCGCGGGCCGGCCUGCAGUUCCCGGUGGGCCGCGUCCACCGCCUGCUCCGCAAGGGCAACUACUCGGAGCGGGUCGGGGCCGGCGCGCCCGUGUACCUGGCGGCCGUGCUCGAGUACCUGACGGCCGAGAUCCUGGAGCUGGCGGGCAACGCGGCGCGCGACAACAAGAAGACGCGCAUCAUCCCGCGCCACCUGCAGCUGGCCAUCCGCAACGACGAGGAGCUCAACAAGCUGCUGGGCCGCGUGACCAUCGCGCAGGGCGGCGUCCUGCCCAACAUCCAGGCCGUGCUGCUGCCCAAGAAGACCGAGAGCCACCACAAGGCCAAGGGGAAGUGAAAUGUUUGCAAAACCAACAGUCCCUCUUGAAAAUCAAAGGCUCUUUUAAGAGCCACCCAAAUUUUCUGGAAAGCGCUGAAAUACUUAAAAACCAUAGGUGACGUGUUUAUUAAGCCUUAGCCAUUUGAUUACACGCAAAUCUUGUUAACACGUAACCUGCUUUAAAGUUUGCUAUUUUAAAAAUUGGGUAACUCC